AUGCAACGGGUCCAGAAACUAAAGUCACUCAUUCCAAAAUCGACCAUAGUAUUUUACAAACAGCCUCUACUAAUCACAAAGGGCGAGAUGCAAUAUUUGUAUGAUUCUGACGGGAAAAAGUAUUUGGACAUGUUCGCUGGAAUCGUCACCGUAUCUGUCGGCCACUGUCAUCCAAAGGUUAAUGCGGCCCUAAAAGCUCAACUUGACAAACUCUGGCACACGACAUCCAUCUACCACACUGAGCCUAUUCUCGAAUAUGCGGAGAAGCUAACAUCGAAGUUUCCGAGUCAUAUGAAGGUGUGUUUCUUCACAAAUUCUGGGUCAGAAGCGAAUGAUCUGGCGAUGACCCUCUCCCGUGCUCACACAGGCCGUUUUGACAUUCUCUCUAUGCGUAACGGAUACCAUGGAAUGACACAAGCUGUAAUUGGAGCCACAAAUAUAGGAACAUGGAAACAGCCGAUUCCAUCCGGAUUUGGUGUGCUUAAAGCGAUGGCCGCUGAUCCGUACGGUGGACCGUGGGGUGGGAAGAAUUGUCGUGAUUCACCAAUUCAGCCGAAGAGGGAUUGCUCAUGCAAACUUGGAGAAUGCAAGGCAACCGACAAUUACAUUCGCCAAUUCGAGGAGACGCUUCGUUAUGAUUUCCCUGCAGCAACCGGACCCGCCGCCACCUUAAUAGAAUCCAUACAAGGGGUUGGCGGAACGAUGCAGUUUACUAACGGAUUUCUCAAACGAGCGUUCGAUACUGUGCAUAAACGAGGUGGUUUGGCGAUUAGCGAUGAAGUGCAGACUGGUUUUGGACGGUUAGGGUCGCAUUUUUGGGGAUUUGAAGCACAGGACGCCAACCCAGACCUGGUCACAAUGGCUAAGGGCAUCGGUAACGGCUUCCCUAUGGGAGCAGUCGUCACAACUGAGGAGAUUGCUGCAUCAUUUGGGAAGGCUCUAUAUUUCAAUACGUUUGGUGGGAAUCCUAUGGCGUCUGUCGUUGGGAAAACUGUUCUUGAGGUGAUUGAAGAAGAAAAGCUACAAGAGAACUGUGCAGUCGUUGGGGACUAUUUCAUAAAGGAGCUCGCAUCGAUUGGUAGUCCUUUGAUUGGCGAUGUUCGAGGAAAGGGUUUAAUGAUUGGUAUGGAAUUCAUUGAUGAAGAUGGAAAGCCGUUAGCUGUCGAUCGUGUGGCAAACAUUUUCGAAGGAGUAAAAGAUCGUGGUGUACUUCUUGGAAAAGGCGGUGCGAAUGGCAACUGUUUCCGCAUCAAACCGCCGAUGUGCAUCAGUAAGAAAGACGCUGACAUCUGUGUUUCUGCCAUCGCUGAUGCUCUGAAGAAUGAGAAAUAA
Necator americanus (New World hookworm) is the source of this 1332-nucleotide messenger RNA. RefSeq lists its product as uncharacterized. The record is from RefSeq and is a predicted model, not a curated record. Gene Ontology annotation, cellular component: mitochondrion. Gene Ontology annotation, biological process: glyoxylate catabolic process. Lineage: Eukaryota; Metazoa; Nematoda; Chromadorea; Rhabditida; Ancylostomatidae. The transcript has 12 exons. Bases 1 to 1332 code for a protein of 443 amino acids. Gene Ontology annotation, molecular function: pyridoxal phosphate binding; L-alanine:glyoxylate transaminase activity.